CUGCAAACUGCCGCUGUCCGGGUCUAUUCGCUAAUGGAGACGAUCAUUGCCGGUCGGUACUUUUGACAAACAGUGAUUAAAUGUGUAGCGUGUUGGAAGUGUUAAGCGGAAAACGGAAUGGUGAUACAGUUCAGUUUUAGAACGAACAUGAGGAAGACGGGUUUCUCGUUAGCAUUGGUUCUUGUACAAGCAGCAAUAUCACUAGUGAAUUCAGCAAGUACAUACAAUACACAACCUUCCACUAGGAUGUCCCUCAGUACAACGGGUGAAGCUAGUACGAUCAAGCCAAUAACAGCGAACUCCGUUGAUCCAGGACUUCAAAAGACCUUCAUUUAUCGCAAUGCCGACUGCUCACUUAUUGCUAACAGUGAGUCGGGUAAAGAAAAAAUAAACAAAUAUCUUCAAAACCAAGACGUGAAACUCAUACGGUAUAUAUUUAAAAUAGAUGACACGAAAACCAUGGACACGACCUCAAGCAAACUGUAUCGCCCAAUGUUUUGGGCACGGACGUUUUCCGCCCAGGGUCUAGGGGUACUCCUAUUAGGGGAAAUGUACGAAGUGCUCUCGUUUCGCCUUCUUGCCAUUGGCAUACAAACUCUUACAAUCCACUUAUCCCAAAAGCCAGCAGGAUGUCUUCAGGGAAAGACAGAGUUGGAAAUUGAGCAGCUGCUUCGUCUUGCCAUCCUCAGUGACCUUAAGAUGCCCAGCAGUGCGAACAAUAGUGACUUUAAAGGAUUCAAAGGCUCACAGCACAUUUGCAAUCAGCAUGCCCUCACUGACUCAGGGAUUUUGAACCUUUCCUACUACUGUUGCACCGUGGACAAAGACAAUCAACUGGUAUGUGAAUACCUGACCUACACAAUCUGGAUGAUGGUUAUAUUCUGGGUAGCGAUGAUUUUGCCGGGGAUAGUAGUUCUCUUUUUACCAAACUAUCUGCCAAAGUCAAUCGUGGAAUCGAAGAAGCUCACGGAAUCGUUGACCUAUAGACUAAGCGAAAAUAAAGUCUUAUGUGUUACUAAAAUAACAUCAAAGGACCAAAUUGAUGAAAUAUCAAAGGACCAAAUUGAUGAAAUAUCAAAGGACCAAAUUGGUCAAAGCCAAAAAUAUACGGUCAUCAAAAUGGAAACAAUAAAAGAUAUGGCAUUUUUUUCUAAAACAGUUUCAAAACUUGAAGUAAAUAGGCAAUCUCGUCUACCGUUGCAAUAUAUCAGUUGUAAGGUUCCCAAUGAAGAUACUUUUACGAAAGAGCAUCAACCAAUUGGUCUGUGGGAUGUUUUCAGAAGACAGAUAAUUAAUUGCAGAUUGCGUAAAUCACCAUAUCUAGAAGAGUGCUGUGAAACGAAAUUGUGUUCUACGUCCGUAAAGUGGUAUAUGCUACUGAAAGUGGUUAUGAAAUUCUUGUUUGCUAUUAUUGUAUUCGCCCCAGUUCUUGUACAUAUUGCGAUAUUCUUUUAUUUCGAAUACAAAGAAGUACGCGCACAAAAAAAGACUGCAAACGAACAUUCAGUGGACUUUGUUAAUCAGAAUGGGUUAACAGUCCAUGUUCCACUCUCUCACCCGAUAUAUAUCACUGCAUGUGCGGUUUUCGGACUCAACACGAUUGGGUAUUGUUUAGUAAGCUUUUUUUGCAAAAAUUCACUGUAUGACACCCAAUUUAUUGUGAAGUCAUGUUUAAAUGGCAUGAUGAAUGACAUGGCGAAUAGGGGAAUGUUUUUAAGAAAUUCCACGAAAACGCUCGGCGUUCAUAUUAGCAGGUACGGGAUUUUAGGACUAAUGGUCGUACUCCUACUAGUUGUUUUACUCGCACCAUUUUGGAUUGCAUAUUUGUUACCUUUGGUAAAUUUACUUUUUAGACUGUUGUACGUAAUUGUAUUAGCACCGGGGAGUAGCAGCACCACAAAAAUUGAACAUUGUAGGCGAUGCCUCGCGAACUCAGAAGACGACUCAACGAAAAAAACGUGCGGUUUCUGUUGCCAUUUCGUUCAAUGGUUUUUUUGUAUCUUCGCUAUGGUAACAAUUGGUUCUCUUGUGCUUAUAACAUACGACUGCAUUUGCUUCUAUGUUGACAUUGUUAUGUAUACAUUCAUCGGUUUGAUUAUUAACUUCGACGCGGCUGCAGCGUUUGUUUCUCUUUUCGUUCUUGUGAUGUUUUACGGCCAAAGAUGCUACGGAUCUGUGUAUGAAAAGAAUGCUGCUUUCUUUGAGGCUCUGUUGCAUCUCUGCACAAAGCAAGCCAAUUCCUACAAACAGAAGUCAAGUCAUACUGAAAAAUUGAUUGAUCUUCAACCUGCAUUAUGUCAGAAUGAUGAUAAUAAUGACAGUUUGCUUGUGACAGCAAACAAAAAUCCGAGAUGGAAGAUUAAAGGAGCAUCGCUAUUAAUAAAUAAUAAAAAUGAGCCUUGCCUUCCGACAAAAAUUUAUUACGAAGCCUGCAAUGUGCUAAUAUAUGAAAGGAAUGUUUUACUGCAGUACAUCAAGGCAAUGAUAGAAUUCAUCCUGAUUUUGGUGUUCCUUUCUUUUGUGAUGGUCAUCGUGCUUGCGUUUGGCGACGACUACCAUCUGAGUACAACCAACAAAACUCUUGUCGCUGUGAUGGGCGGAGUUGUGCCUUUCUUGUUGACAAAAUUUGUGUUCAAAAACAAAAACACACCAAACUGGGACGUGGAAAACCCCUCUUUUCAUUCUGAGGUUAACAAAGUAUUGCACAGUUAUGAGGAUAGAUGGCUGAUAGAUGAUAUAGCAGUUGAAAAUCCCUCCUUAACGAGAUCCGAUGAAACGGCUAAUACUCCUUGUGUUCCAAUAAUCGAUGAGGGAGAGAACAUGCCAGCAAUGUGUCUCUACAUAUUGGAUGAACACGGAACAAGCGCGGAUGCAUGCUCGAAGAUAUAAUCAUUGGAAAUGAAGGACGAACUUGUAGACGACCUGGACGGAGGAAAUUCUGACUACUCUGACGAUCAAAGACAAAACAAUGUUGCGAUAGAAGUCAAGGUCGUGGCAAGCUUAGAGCAUUCUGGUCCUACGAAUGAUGGAUCUCCGCCCUUGAAUCAGAAUGAAUCUUCAGAACUUUACUUAAGAUGUAUUUACAUUAAACAUAAUACAAUUACAACAAAUUAUCACUAUACCUUAGCAUUAUCAGAUCACAAAAUUCAAACUUACCACCAUACUCAAGUUUAAAAUAUCACAUUAUUUUUCUUCAACAGAAGUUGUGCUUCAUUUUCCUGUCAUGAUAUCUUAAAAAGGUAAACCUCAAACUAAAAAAGUCAUUGAAUUCAAAGGUAACAACAAUUGAAAGUUGUUUUUUAUAAUAUCGACCAAGUUGUUAUUGAAUCCAGUGAGGAUAUACAUGUUCGUACGUUUGAUGUUUAGUAAUGUUAUAUAGAUGACGUGUUCUCUUGGUUCAGAAUUUCAGUAUUUAUAUUUCAACUACCAUUCAUAAUACAUAGAAUAUUAUAUAUAAUGGAAAUGUAUCACUUAUAGUCGUAAUAUUUUAAUUUUUUGCGGUUCACCCAAAAGUAAUUUGAUGUGAAAACAAAGAAAAUCCAUUAUUUUUUAAACUUACAUUUACAAAUGUUAUGAUUUUACCACAAUUAUUUCGAAAUAAAUCUCCUUUUGUGAGAUAAGGCGACCUUUAUAAUCAUUGUUAGUUAUAUAAUUAAUAACAUGUAUCGCUUAAAUUUUAACAUUUAAAAAAAAAACAGUUAAGGAAGUUCAGGUAUGAUUUAAUUUUUUUUUCGAAAACCCUGUCAUGCUUGUAUCUCUUUGUCCUAGCAGAAGACUGAUUUCAAUUUCAUAGAUGAUUUCGGUAGUAUCAGUGACACUGCUAUAUGCAUAUACUUUUGCAUUUUAUAAACAUUUAUAUCUUUUUGCAGUUUUGCAAUUUUAGUUUUUCGUACACACGACAAUUUUGAUUAUUAUUGGCUUAAUUUGUAACAUAAUUAUUAAAAGAUAAUGUACUGAAUAACAUUUUAUUAUUGUUAACCUAUUAAAAGACGAAGAUAAAGUUCUAUCAGUAUCAGAUUAUACAUUCAUAAUAUAUGUCUUGCAUUUAUGAAUAUAUAAUACAACGUAUGCACUAGUAACCAUUUGAUUUGUAUAAUUUUUUCAUGAACUAUUGUAAAGAUACAAUCCUUAUUCCACCAUUGUGUUUGUUUGUUUGUUUGUUUAAUUGUUUGUUUGUUUAAUUGUUUGUUUGUUUGUUUGUUUGUUUGUUUGUUCGUUCGUUCGUUCGUUCGUUCGUUUGAAAUAUAUUGAUAGCAAUGUUCUUUAUGUAUUAGGAAAUAAUAUAUUGACUUGACUUUAUUCAGAAUAUAAAUUGU
This is a messenger RNA of Mya arenaria, 4316 nucleotides long. RefSeq lists its product as uncharacterized. The coding region runs from base 118 to 2889 and encodes 923 amino acids. The transcript has 2 exons. The record is from RefSeq and is a predicted model, not a curated record. NCBI's taxonomy places the organism in Eukaryota, Metazoa, Mollusca, Bivalvia, Myida, Myidae.